Malurus melanocephalus (red-backed fairy wren) is the source of this 1325-nucleotide messenger RNA. RefSeq names its product isocitrate dehydrogenase (NAD(+)) 3 non-catalytic subunit beta (gene IDH3B). NCBI's taxonomy places the organism in Eukaryota, Metazoa, Chordata, Aves, Passeriformes, Maluridae. The annotation marks the transcript as partial. Gene Ontology annotation, cellular component: mitochondrion. The record is from RefSeq and is a predicted model, not a curated record. Gene Ontology annotation, biological process: isocitrate metabolic process; tricarboxylic acid cycle. Gene Ontology annotation, molecular function: NAD binding; oxidoreductase activity, acting on the CH-OH group of donors, NAD or NADP as acceptor; magnesium ion binding. The transcript has 8 exons.
UGGCUCUGUCCCUGUCCCAGGCUGCCAAUGUCCCCGUGGUCUUUGACGAGCACCACCUGAGCGAGGUGCAGAACACGGCGUCCGAGGAGAAGCUGGAUCGGGUCGUGGAUUCCAUGAAGGAAAGCAAGGUGGCCCUCAUAGGAAAGAUCCACACGCCCAUGGAGUACAAGGGAGACCUGGCGUCCUAUGACAUGAGGCUCAGGAGGAAGCUGGACCUGUUUGCCAACGUGGUGCACGUGAAGAGCCUGCCGGGCUACCAGACCCGGCACAACAACCUGGACCUGGUGAUCAUCCGGGAGCAGACCGAGGGCGAGUACAGCUCCCUGGAGCACGAGGUGAGGACAUUGAGGGGCCCUGGCACUCCUCAGCUGGACAUGGAGCCAGGCUGGGAGAGCUGGGAAUGUUYCCCUGGAGAAGGGAAGGACACAGGGAGAGCUCAGAGCCCCUUUUGGGGCCGCUUUUGGGGCUCCAGGAGAGCUGGAGAGGGACUGGGGCCAAGGRCUGCAGGGACAGGACACAGGGAAUGGAUCCCACUGGGAAAGGGGAGCUUGGGCUGGGAUCUUGGCAAGGAAUUCCUGCCUGGGAGGAAUUCUGAGCUUCCCAGCUCUGGAAUCAACACUGAUGGGAGCACCUGGACAGGGACAAAUCCCCUUCCCAUCAGUGACAGCGGAAAGGGAGAGGGGGAAAUGUGGAGCAGGGAAAAAACAGGAUGGGACACCCCAAAUGGUGUCACAGAUCCCAGUUCCAGCAGGAUCCCUGCAGCCUUUAGGAUUUCCCAGCUCUCCCACCAACCCUCCCUGGUGUUCCCUGUCUGCAGGAAGCUGGGGGAUGGGCUGUUCCUGCAGUGCUGUAAGGAGGUGGCYGAGCUGUACCCCAAGAUCAAGUUUGACACCAUGAUCAUCGACAACUGCUGCAUGCAGUUGGUGCAAAAUCCCUACCAGUUUGAUGUCCUGGUGAUGCCCAACCUCUACGGGAACAUCGUGGACAAUUUGGCCGCGGGGCUGGUGGGCGGCGCGGGCGUCGUGCCUGGUGAGAGCUACAGCGCUGAGUACGCCGUGUUUGAGCUGGGAGCCCGGCACCCCUUCGCCCAGGCUGUGGGCAGGAACAUCGCCAACCCCACGGCCAUGCUGCUCUCGGCCUCCAACAUGCUGCGGCACCUCAACCUGGAAUAYCACUCCAACCUGAUYGCAGAUGCGGUGAAGAAGGUGAUCAAAGGUGGAAAAGUCCGGACUCGGGACUUGGGCGGUUACUCCACCACUUCUGACUUCGUCAAGUCCGUCAUUGACAACCUGCACCCCCACUACGGGGCUUAGGACCCCCAGCAG